Molecule: messenger RNA, 9137 nt
Organism: Megalobrama amblycephala (Wuchang bream)
Lineage: Eukaryota; Metazoa; Chordata; Actinopteri; Cypriniformes; Xenocyprididae
Gene: zc3h12b
Product: zinc finger CCCH-type containing 12B
Exons: 6
Coding region: 1106-4171 (1021 amino acids)
Cellular component (GO): nucleus; cytoplasmic ribonucleoprotein granule
Molecular function (GO): mRNA binding; RNA endonuclease activity; metal ion binding
Source: RefSeq, a predicted model, not a curated record
CAAAUAUGUUGUUAGUAACAUUUUAGAAUUUUAUGGGGAAGAUGCACAAUUACAACUUCUGUAGGUUGUGUGAAGGAAAAGUAAUAUAACUAGUAGUAACUAAUUACUGUUGCCAGAAAGUAAUAAGUAGUAAUAUUACUUUUUAAAGGUGUAACUAACGAGUAAUAAAUUACAUUUUUUGAGUAACGAGCCCAACACUGCUUAUAGACAAAUCUCACUUAAUCCAGUAACUGUUUUUAAGAAACCAAAUGAUUCAGUUCGCGACUGAACCGUUCCAAUGAUUCAGACCGAAUCGCGAUCCACGUUUGAGCAACUCAUAAAUAGAAUCGACUCAGAAGAAUGAUUCAUUCGCGAAACGGACAUCACACUUCUGAUUCAAAACAGACAAUAGAAAAUGCAAGGCAGGCGCUCUAAAACUCAGUUAUUGUCCAGGAAAUGCAUCGCUAAACAGACCUUCACUACUAAAAAGCCACAAUUAAAAAUAAACGUUAUCUCAUAGCUACCGAGAACUGCAACAGUUUUAGCAUUCGUGGCGACGCAGCUGCCCAGCAUUGUUCAUAGUCUGAUACUUCAUUAAAAAAGAUUUCAGAACAACGACAGCUAAAUGGUGUAUCAACCUUCUGAACAAUAAAGUUUGGUGUCUGACGGUCAUAUCGGACAGCGCAUUCAGCGCUCAACGUGUCCGGUGUAUUUUUAACCCUCGGUUGCUGCAUUACCGGAGUCCCGUCCACCCACGUGCUUCAAAACGCUGAGACGGAGGCAGCAAUAACACACACUUUCUGCGGCUCUGCCCGUCCGAGCGCAGCGACAGGGGGCGUCCGACGUGUUACCGAAGCGCAGGCGGUGGGUGCAGUCGGGGCCGCUGUAGGGAGGGAGGGAAGUGAGGAAGGGAGGGCGAGAGAGGAGAAGGAGGGAUGGAGAUGGAUGAUAGAUGCUUAUGUAGCGCGUCCCGUACGUUUGCCGUUAUGCUCGGCCGCAGACAAACUUGCAUCCUCCCAUGACUUUAUUUCUUUCCCCUGCUGCUCCACCCAUGAAGCAGGACGCAGGGCGAAUGCGUGCCAGUGUUCCGGAGCGCGUCGUGAUCGCUUAUUUAUCCGUCUGAUAAAUGGUUUUGGAGCUCGCCGCGCCCGCCGGUGCAGGCCCUGCGCUCCAGCGCUGCAUCCCGCACAUCCAGCGGGUUUUCCGGGUCAGAGUGAGCUACAGCACCGCCGAGCCCAGCUGCAACAGCCCCAACGCCGGCUCCAGUAUCAUCGUAAACAUCGAGGACGGCAAGGAAGAAGACUGCACUAAAGCUAAAGAGUACAUUGUGUCGCUGAUCAGUCCUGUGCAUAAGCACCGUGAGCGUUUGACUCUUUGGCUGCAGCGGCGACUGCAUGCCCUACGUGCAGCUAUUGAGUACGAGAGCUGCGCCGUGGUGCAGGUGAGGGACCAUGCACUGGAGCUUCAGGGAGGUCAUGCACAGGUAACAGCUGCUUGCGCUAUGCUGCAGCGGCUGAAGAUGGAGCACCGCGGCUGCCGCGACCCUCAGCCCUCGCCAGCUGCUGCUGGCCACGACUCUCCAGAAGAAGAGGAAGAGGAGGAUGAAGAAGCUGGGGAAGAGGGGACCAGUUCGGAGAGCGAAGGAGAGACGCGGUCACGGAGCGGGAGUUCUGGAGGAGGUGUUGACACAGCGGGCUCAGGAGAAGGAGCGACGGGAAGGAGGCGGGACCCGCUCGUAGCAACCAAACCUCACCGGCAGCUGUGCCGCUCCUCUUGUUUGGACCGUCCCAGCUUCAGCCAGAGCAGCACCUUACAGGAGUUACGUGCAGAUGAUACCCGCACCGACCCCUCCCAGAGAGCCCUUGCUCCUCCCGUCUCCACAGCCCAAAUGCCCUUACGUCAAACCAGCGAUCGAGAUUACCAAACCAAAAUGGACUUUGCUCUUAAACUGGGCUACUCUGGAGAGCAGGUGGAGUCUGUGCUGAGUAAACUGGGGUCCAGCGCGCUAAUCAAUGAUGUAUUGGCCGAGCUAGUGCGGCUAGGGAAUAAAGGAGAUCCGGAGAGCCAGGCAGCAGCGGGCACUGCAAGUUUAGCACCACGGGCGGUGGGAGCCAAAGAAGCCGUAAGUCCCGAGGCAUCACUGGAAGAAGACCCAUCAGACACGUAUGACAACCUCAGACCAAUUGUGAUUGAUGGAUCCAAUGUUGCCAUGAGCCAUGGAAACAAAGAGUUGUUCUCAUGCCUGGGCAUUCAACUGGCUGUUGAUUGGUUCCUGGAGAAGGGCCACAAAGAUAUCACAGUUUUCGUCCCAGCAUGGAGGAAGGAACAGUCAAGACCUGAUGCACCAAUCAAAGAUCAGGAGAUCCUGCGAAAAUUAGAAAAGGAAAAGAUCCUCGUCUUUACACCUUCUCGCAGAGUCCAAGGCCGGCGAGUGGUUUGCUACGAUGACCGUUUUAUUGUCAAGCUGGCCUGCGACUCAGACGGGAUCAUUGUGUCCAACGAUAACUACAGAGACCUGCAGAAUGAGAAACCGGAGUGGAAGAAAUUUAUUGAGGAACGACUCCUUAUGUACAGCUUCGUCAACGACAAGUUUAUGCCUCCUGAUGAUCCUUUAGGCAGACAUGGACCCAGUCUGGAAAAUUUUCUCCGCAAACGACCAGUGGUUCCAGAGCACAAGAAGCAGCCGUGUCCUUAUGGUCAGUACAGCAAAAGUAAGAAGUGCACGUACGGCCAUAAGUGCAAAUACUACCACCCAGAAAGAGCCAACCAACCACAACGGGCUGUCGCAGAUGAGCUCAGAGCCUUCGCCAAACUCUCCGCUGUAAAAACAAUGAGCGAGGGGGCACUUGCAAAAUGUGGGACCUCUGGUUCUGCUGCCAAGGGAGACGGUAGCUCAGAGGCAAAGAGAGUGGCACCCAAGCGCCAGUCUGACCCCAGUAUCCGGUCGGUUGCCUGUGAGCAGGAAGAGAGACUCUGUCCAUCGCGGAAGGCCGAGGCCAGUUCAGUACCAUCUUUAGUGUCAGCGCUUAGCGUUCCAACUAUGCCACUGACAAAAAGUCACGCAGCUGGUGCUCUGAACACACGCUCUGCAAGCAGCCCUGUUCCAGGGUCUCUGCACUUUACCCACAGCUCGCUCGAGCAUGCGGGCAGUGUCCAAUAUCCUCCCAUCCUAGUCACCAAUAGCCAAGGCGCAUCUGUGGCUUACGGUGAGCCGUUUCCCAAAUACGACUCUGUGGUAAGCGACCACGGCUACUAUUCCAUGCUCAGUGACUUUUCCACCAUGAGCCUCCAGGACAGUUUCUGCAGUCUUGAGCAGCCAGAACCUGUAGGGGUGGGUGGAGGAUAUCCUGGCAGAGCUCCUAGUAUGUGCCCAGAACCCGGCCGAAGCCAUUCGUCGGACUCCUUCUCGUCCUACAGUGGAGAGAUGUACCUCAACUCAUUGGAGGGCAGCCUGGACGACAGCAUGAAAGGGCCAUCUGCGCAGGCUCCGACGCAACCUUUGGCACAAACACGCCUUCAAGCCUUUGCUCACGGUUUCCACCAUGAGGCCUUGACACGUGUGCAGAGCUACGGAACGGAUGAACCCAAACCAGGACCUCGGAAGCAAUCCUCCGCCCACCUUGCGCCUCACUCCCAACACCCGGUUGUUGGCGCUCGAUCCAGCUGCCCAGGAGACUACCCUCCUCUCUCCCAGAAUGUGUUGCCUUCUGCCAGUCCCUCACAGCAGGGUCGGUCCUUAGGCAUGACCCGCAUGGACAGCAUCUCUGACUCACGGCUCUACGAGAGCAACCCACUGCGCCAACGCCGACCCCCUCUUUGUCGGGAGCAGCAUGCCAGCUGGGACCCUUUGCCGUGUGGUAAUGAACCUUAUAGUUACGGAGGCUAUGGUUUAGCGGGAGGACUCAUGCCUUGUUGCGAGAGGGUGAUGGUCCGCAGCAUGCCCGAGAAGAUGGAGCAGAUCUGGAGGUCCCCGUGGGAUAGUGUGCCGCCUCCACCGCCCGCCGCUCGUGGGCCAGUGGGGGAAUCCCAGGAGCGGCACCCUAUUCCAGAACACCAGUAUCAAACCUACCGAAACCUCUGUAACAUCUUCCCGGCAUAUGUGGUCCAUUCAGUCAUGGAGAAGAACCCUCACAUGACCGAUCCCCAGCAGCUGGCUGCCGUCAUCGUCACUAAACUGCGCUCUUGCCACUAAGCACAUCACAAAAGGCUGCUAACAACAACACUACAUGAUAUGUUGAUAUCCUAGCGGAUGAGAAGUUGGACAACUCAAAUGUUUUGUGUUUUUGUUUAGCUCUGAAGAAACGGCCUUCCCCCAUACGUAAUUAUGAUUGGAUUGGAUCCAUUAGGAGGUUGGCUAGCAUGAUAGCAUUGAUGCUGCAUCAGUUUAUGUCAUCCGUUAAGCCAUAUGGGAGCCUGGAUCUUGUACCUGAUAAGUUUAGCAUAGAAAAGUGAGAUCCCUCAACAAAACAAAAGUCUUCUGUGAAGUCCUGCUGACCAUUCAGCUACUGAGAUGGGCCAAAAUGUUCUAGAGGUUUAGGGUGGCCUGAAAAAUUUUUCAUAAAGCAGACUCAAAAGUGUAUCCACAUUGAGAGAGCAACUCUGCCUGCCAGUUUGAUGGCAGAUCUUGAGAAUGUGUUAUUUUGUGGGUGAUAACAUUUAUCCUUUGAAAAGGAGUUACAUGAGAGAAAUCUCUUUGGUAAAACUGAUCAGAAAUGAUCCUGCACAAUAUGAAUAGUAUUGUGUAUGUAUAUGUGUAUUCACUUGCAUUCGCGUGUAAAUAUGAUGUGACGCUGUGGUGUUUUUUUUUUUUGUUGCGUGCGUGCGUGAUGACCUGAUGUGUGAUUUCGGAAAGCGGAAUGAACGCUUGCGUACCUCAAAGCAUGAACUACGACCUUUGAACUUUUAUGGCCUUACAUCGGAGUGACCUCACCAUACGUUAAUGUGAAUAGUGCUUAAUAGUUGUGGAGGUCACAUUUGUUUUAUAAAAGCGAGCACUGGGACAGAGAGGUUUAGAUUCUGCCAUGCUGCAGUUCAGACGUUUUAAUUGGAUGGGCUGUAACUGCAAACCUGCCCUGCAACGUCUGUUCGCGCUCAUGCACAGAUGUGUAUUUACUAAGCCAUUUUAAAAGACUGAGCCAAAAAGAUAAUCGGUGUACGUUUUUUUUGAUCGGAAAUUACUAGGUAAAUCUAGCUGAAGAGAAGUUAUCCAUGUGUAUUUCCUUAAUGUUGUUCUUGUACUGUAGAUUUAAAGAGAGAUGUUUGAGCAUUUGGUAAGCAUGGGCUUCAGUAAAUCUCUCCCAGACAGCAUGUUAGCAUUAUGCUUGACAGAGAGUGCUACUCACGUUUGACUUGGUAGUCAAUAACUAUGUUAAAGUAUUCACAAACUGGGGAGGAGAAUGCGUCUGUUCGGCAAAAUGCUCUUGUGCAGCAUCUAUUUCCUGAUUGAUGCCGAUAGACCACUCCUUUUCAUCUGCUCCCCCCUGUAAAUGAACAUAUUUUCAGGAGAGCGUGAAUGUUAUCAAUCCAGAGAUGCUCUGGGUGUUUUCAAAAGACUUAAAUUGCUCCAUUUUUUUUUUUUUUUCAUGAGCACAGGUGUUGCCCCGUGGGGCCCCGUUACUGCUCGUGGGAAGGUGUGACACACUGCCUACCUGUCUCUUCCUGUGCGACACACACAAGGAACACCAGGCUGUUGUUGGGUUGUUUCUGACAUUUGGCUGACAGUUUGCUUGCUGCCUCUCGACCGCCCCCCGACCCUGCUUUCGACUUGGACUCAAAAUCCUUCCUCUCAGCGCUUUAAUACGAACACAGACGGUUUACCUUCCUUUUAGUUUAGUUUUUCUUUCUUUCAGAAGGCCAUUAUUAAGUUUUAAAUAAGAGGUUUUUCUAAAUUAAUAUUUUUAAAUGUUUAUUUUUUUGUUUACAUGUAUUUUAUUUAUUUACAUGUAUUUACAUGUUUUUGGCCAGAACAUAUUUAUGCAAAUACAGAAAUGCAGACACUAAUGCUUGGUCAGUGCAUUGAAAGUGUACAUGAUGACGUGAGUUUUCUGACUAAUAGCAACACAAGAAUGUUCUCGUUCUCCUAAGUCCUUCACAAGCGAUCGUUCUGAGCUGUGACAUCAAAGGCAGUACACAAUAAAAUAAGAGCCUUCAGAAAAUCUGGCAUUGGCAAAACAUCUAUUUUAAAAUGUUAUUUUAUGCUCUCAUAUUGUGAGAUUACUAUUGCCCUCUUUAGUACUCCUUGUGGCAGAGUUGCAGUUGUUUGUGUUAUGAAUUGACACAUUUUGGAAUGCAAUGACUUGAAAUCCUGCUAGAAGUGUUAGAGUGGUCAUAUCUAUAAUCUAUUAGCUUUUUUUUUUUUAAUUUUAUUUUAUUUGUGGGUGAAAUGCAGUCAUUUCAGUAGUAAUCCACUGAAUUGGGAAUUUCCAGUGAGAAUGAAAGAUCUGCCCACACUGAUCUCGCAGUGGGUUCAAGUUGGUCAACUGACCCUUUUUGCCCACAACAUUUUGCCAAUGUGACCAUGCCUUUAGCAACAUUGAUGUAUUUACAUAGAGUAUGUUUCAGGCCUAAAUGUGUUUUGUUUUUGUUUUUUUUCUUAAGAUGUUUUUACAGUUGGGUCUCUCCUCUUCCCCCUCUUCUCUGAACCUAGGAGCAAGAAAAUCCUGAAGAAUAUUGUUUCUAGAGCAAACUAGAAACUUUUUUUGUAAAUUAAGACAUUGCUGUCCGCUGCUUAUGCUCCAAGGUUCAGACCCCCAUGCAGUUGAGCAGCAAGCUUCCACACAUCAAAUGUCCAGAAAUGACCUUUUGCUUGUUGAUACAAAUUGUAUCUAUUUCUUGAUUGUAAAAAAAAAUAUAUUUCUGAGCUGUACAGUAUCACUUAUGAGUAUAUAUAUAUAUCUAUAUAUAUUUAAAAAAAAAAAAAAGAAGCUUAGUUUUGUUUAAAAAAAGGAUAAAGAAAUAUAAUGCCAUAAUGUCAGUGAUACCGUGUGUCACUCGAGUAGCCCAUAGAGAUGGCUUAUUUCCUGCCGGGCAGACCACUACAGACAGGGAACUCUCUCUCUCUCUCUCUCUCUCUCUCUUUCUUUCUCUCUCUCUUUUAAUUUUUUUCCCCCUCCGUCCUCUCCUUCACUUUUCCAUGCCUCCAAAUUUGCUGUUUGAUAAUUAUUUUGGAAAGUGAUAGUUUACCUCAGUGGAGCUGAACUUCAUUUCUGUUUGAAGGAUUUUUAAGGCGUGGUUUUAUAUAUAUCAUCAUUUAGUCUCUUUCUCUCGCUCUCUCGCUCUCUCUCUCUCUCUCUCUCGCUCUGUUAAAGGUAUAGAUUCAGGAGAGAGACAUUCUGACACAAUCAGUGUGCUCCUAAUAUAUUUUUCCUCUUUGUAAAUAUUGAAAAUUAAUGUCAAACCUCUUGUAUUUGCACAGUAUUAGUGCAUUUCAUCUACAUGGACACUGUACCAGCUUAUUCGAGCAGGAUCUGUCUCUCAUACACACUUAGACUCGAUAGGUUGCCUUGACAACCACAGUCAGCUGAUCACAUGCUAUCAUUAGUACUGAAAUAACUAAUGUAAAAUGUUGACUAUUGUGUGUGCACUAGUGUGAAUUUAUGGUAAAUUCACCACUGUUUCACCUGUAACAUAGUUUACCUUCUAUAGUAAAGACAUGGAGGUGCCAUUCCAGGUUAAAGAUGAAACUUUAAUUGGAUGGAAUUUGCACAGUAUUAUUUUAUUUUAUUUUUUUAAUUUAGCAAAUAGAUGAGUUUGAGUAACUGAAGUUGAUGAUUCUCUCACGAGUGAAAUGUGAGCUUUAUCUCGAGUCUCGUACUGAAAGAUGUCCACACAAACACAUGAACACGCGCACCUCGUAAUCUGCCUUACAGUUGAACUACUUAGGUUUGUGAGAGUCGAGCACAUUCUGACUGUACAGCACCGAGCAUUGCGAUUCUUGCUUGUCUUUUUUUAUUCUUGUAAGCAGAAGCACUAAUGGGAAAAUUAGUUUUUUUGCCUUCAGCUCUUAAUCUCAAUUGGUGUCUGAAUGGACAACCUGAUUUAACUGGACGAACUGCCAGUUUUUCUGUUUAAGUUUGAUUAGAAUGUCCAAGAAGAAUCCACAGGACAAACGGACAUGCCCAAAGGAGAAAAACGUCAAAAACAAGCAAAUGGGCAUUUCCAACUAUCAGAAGAGGUGGUUUGCAGAGCUGAUGAAUUCUGUACAUUUACAUGUAUGUUUUCAAUAUUGAAUACACCAGCUGUAACUCGCUCACACAAACACACUCACCAACCGAUCGAUUCUCAGGAACUAACAGAUGUAUUAUUAUUUCUGCUCCUUUAUGAAAGACAUUAUCCUUGAUGUUUGCUCUUAUAAAAUUGCGGCAAUUUGUGAAGUAGUGUGGAUGAUCUUGAAAACGUGUUCUUAAAUUCGAGUUUUGCUGUUUAUUUAACAUUUCCCCCCUCUGUAUUGUAGGUUUUUUUGCGCCUUUGCAGGUUGACCGAGUGGUCUUAACACUUUUGAGUCUUGUGCUGUGAUGAUGAUGACAUACGAUAGUAUGUUUACUCUCUACUGAAUGAAACGUUGCUUUUAAACUUGUUUUCAAUAUGACAAAACAAGAACCAAAAAAGAGAAUGAGAAAAAAAAAAGAAAGAAAGAAAGAAAGUGAAAUAGAGUGAAAAACUUUAUAAUGCUUUGGGUCUGUGGACUCAAACAAAAUGUAAGUCUCAAUGACAAAAGGUGUUUGUUCCUCUCAAUAAAGCCAGACUCUAUUUGGUUAACUGUUAUCAUGCCUGUGUUCCUACUGGUUGUGUGUUUGACUGUAGAUAGUAAAUGAAUGAAGCAAUACUGAGAAAGAAAGAUGGUAAUAUUGCAAAACACCAGAGUAAGACACUAUUACUGAGUUAGAACAGAACCACCAAAAAACAAAACAAAAAAAAAAACACUAGAUUUAGAUUUUCAUUGCUUUAGAUACAAAAUAUCAAACCAAGUGGCAAGCAAAUUAUAUUUUUUCCUCAGAAAAACCUUUUCAAUUAUUUUUUUUAAUCAGUUUGUCUAAUGGUCACCAUUCAUGGAUUUCUGAAGUCGGUUCCUCUCAAGUUCACACAGGUGUCCUAGGAAAAUAACCACUGUUUAGUUCAUUAUAUUGACAAUAAACAUGUUCCACAAAGUUUGAAAACCA